Molecule: messenger RNA, 3015 nt
Organism: Anarrhichthys ocellatus (wolf-eel)
Lineage: Eukaryota; Metazoa; Chordata; Actinopteri; Perciformes; Anarhichadidae
Gene: dnaja1
Product: DnaJ heat shock protein family (Hsp40) member A1
Exons: 9
Coding region: 147-1370 (407 amino acids)
Biological process (GO): protein folding; response to heat
Molecular function (GO): ATP binding; Hsp70 protein binding
Source: RefSeq, a predicted model, not a curated record
CGCCUCGUCGCAGGAAACUGACGUCACUGAAUCAGAUUUUUUUUGUAGAGGCGGGUUGGAAGAGAAGCUUCUGGAAGAGUCUCUGUGAACUGAGGUUGUGAGGAUCAAACUACUGUUUCAUACAAGGUUAUCCACCAAAGACAAACAUGGUCAAGGAAACGGGCUUCUAUGAUACAUUAGGUGUGAAACCUAAUGCUACUCCCGACGAACUGAAACGGGCCUAUCGUAAACUAGCGUUGAAAUAUCACCCCGACAAGAAUCCCACUGAAGGAGAGAAAUUCAAGCAGAUCUCACAGGCAUAUGAGGUUUUGUCAGAUGCCAAGAAGAGAGAGGUUUAUGACCGGGGAGGUGAAAAGGCGAUAAAGGAAGGAGGCACCGGUGGUGGUGGCAGUGGGGGGAGCUUUGCGUCGCCCAUGGACAUCUUUGACUUGUUUUUCGGGGGAGGUAGCCGGAUGCACAGAGAGCGAAAAGGGAAGAACAUUGUUCAUCAGAUAACGGUGACGCUGGAAGAUCUUUAUAAUGGAGCUACACGGAAGCUUGCUCUCCAGAAGAAUACGAUUUGUGAGCGAUGUGAAGGUCGCGGGAGUAGAAAAGGAGCUGCACAGAUGUGCAUGUCCUGCCACGGCACGGGCAUGCAGGUCCGCAUGCACCAACUCGUGCCAGGUAUGGUGCAGCAGGUGUCUACAGUGUGCCACAGCUGUCAGGGCCAAGGACAGAGAAUCAACCACAAGGACCGCUGCAAAGCAUGCGGAGGUCGAAAGAUCCUGCGCCAGAAGAAGAUUUUGGAGGUCCACAUUGACAAAGGAAUGAGAGAUGGCCAGAAGAUCGUUUUCCAUGGAGAGGGAGACCAGGAGCCAGGAAUCGAGCCAGGUGACAUCAUCAUUGUCCUGGACCAGCGGGAACAUUCAUGUUUCACCAGGAAAGGAGAGGACCUGGUCAUGUCCAUGGAGUUGCAGCUGGUUGAGGCUUUAUGUGGUUUCAAGAAACCUGUUCAGACACUGGACAACAGAACACUGCUCAUCACCUCACGUCCAGGGGAAUUGAUCAAGCCUGGAGACACGAAGUGCGUCUUGACUGAAGGGAUGCCCAUGUAUCGCAGACCCUUUGAGAAGGGCCGCCUUAUUAUUCACUUCUCGGUGGUGUUCCCACAAGCCAACUUCCUUUCUGAGGACAAGCUGAAGAUGCUGGAGCGCUACCUCCCAGAAAAGCUGGAUCCAGAGCAGCCAGAGAGCAUGGACGACGACCUCUACAUCUACGCCGACCUGGAGGACUGUGACCUGGACAACAGGAAAAGAAACAACCAGCAGUACUACUACAUGGAGGAAGACGACUAUGCCAGCCCCGGCGGUGUUCAGUGCCAGACGUCUUAAGUAACAACCGGCCCGUUCUUAAUCCAGAAGCCCUCCCCUCAUCUCUAAAGUAAAGCACCUUUUUUUGGAAUUUAGUGCACUUUUUAUUUAACUGUUGUUUUUCAAAGUUUUCUUUCAAUCUCAAUCAGAAAACAGUGUCCCAACACCCUGUUGAUUUAUUAUUCUACUACUCUUUGGAUGGAGUAGAGUAUCAUAGUUCCAGGAUACAUCUUCUGGGUGAAUGGGCUUCUCUUCAUCUCUUGGACCUUUUUUCUUUUCUUUUAACUUUUUUUCAAUCACACUGUGAUUAGAGACGAGGGGUAUCGGAGGCUUCAGAAAAAACUUUUGUCUGAACAAAGACUGCCUGCUUUUUAUGCAUUUACACUAAAAACGGAUGCCAAUAUUAAGAUGAACAUAACCUUUUUUAUAGUGUUACUAAAUCAGUUGUUGUAAACCACUUGUUGAUGACUUGUUCAAUACGUUGUGUGUGUGUGUGUAAAGACCCAAUCCUCAGAUGGCGGUGGAGGUGGAUGUGCAUUGAGUUGAACGUUUAUGCUGUUUUACCCUUUCAAGGGCUAUUUUCUAGACAUUUCUUAACGAUCUUAAAAAAUGUGGCAAGAAGACGUGAGUUGGUAGUAAUUUAAGGUGAUCAUGGCUCAAGCAUGGCAGCAUUUAGGUUCACGCCACUAAUGUCGAUUUUUCAAGCUGAUAUUUAAGUUUGGUUUAAUAUUUUUGAGCUGCAAUCAGUUCUCUGGUGAUGCCACACUUUUUGGAAACCUAUCGUGUAAAGUAGAACAUCUUGUAUGUAUAAACAACACAGUUUGAUAUGAGCCAAAUAUGACUGCAUAUUACUGGCAGGGGUAGGUAUUAGGUCAAAGAUGAGUAAGAAGUCCCUUUAUUUUGAAAUAUCAGAUCACGGGUGUUUCCAAGAAGCAGGUUAUCUGGAUAACUCAACUUCAGAAUGGGUAUUUUAACAUAACUCUGUGAUUUGGGGCUUUCUCUUGGCGAAAAGAUAUCUCGGAUAACUUGUUAGUAAACCUGCUAACGGGUCCAUAAUGUCUUCAUGGCAAAUGUUUUCCCUCUUGUUAAAGUGUCGAGUGCCCAGUUUCACCCAAGUCUCACAAAGAGAGAGUGAUCGUUUUAGGUUGUUUUAAAGAUUGAAUGUUCUUGAGAUUAUUUCAGUUAUGUGUUUUUUUUUUGGGGGUUUUUUUUAAACUAUUGGUAAUUACAAAUUUUAAAUCAAAGAUAAACUUGUUCAUGGGUUUUUGCUUAUGUAGGCGCACAAGAAAUUAAGUCUUUUAAAUGCCAAAUAAGUCGGGAGGUUACGGAGGGACCUGGUACCUCACUGAAAUGUCUGCUUGUUUGAAAGCCUUGUAACUUAACUUGAAGCUAUAAUGCAGGUUUUUGUUUUUUUUCCAGUGAUGACUUUGCCUUGGAUAUUGUAAAACACAACUAUGCUCACCAGAAGGGAGGUUCCUUUAAUUGUUGAAGCAGAUGCAAAUUAAUGAGUACUCAUAAUGUCCGGGGAACUGGACUUCAAAGUUCAACUCAUAUAAGUGUUUUCAAGUUCGUAAUUUGACUGACGACGGUAUGUGUGUGUGUUAGGACCAAUGAUCUACUUGUUAUGCUCAUGUUUUCUAAUUAAAUGCAGUUUGAUGGUCUCUCU